UCUCUUCUUCCAAAUGGUUUAUCACAAACAAGAGAUUUUGAAUAGAAUGGCAAGCAAGAUGAUCACCAAUGCCAUGCUCACUUGCUGUGUUCUUUCAGGUCUGCUUCUCUUUGUUCUUAAUUCUAACACUUGCAAUGCAGCGAGACUCACACAAAGUGAGAUGUCUACAAGCACCAGUGUGGAGUUUAUCCGCAAUUCAUGCACAAAAACAGACUACCCAACACUCUGUUUCAGCUCACUCUCUGCUUAUGCACCCACUAUCCAAACAAGUCCCAAACAACUGGCUGAGGCCGCACUCUCUGUCAGCCUAGACAGCACCAAAAGUACAUCAACAAUGAUUAAAUCAAUGUCGAAAGGCCAAGGAAUGAGUUCUAGAGAGAAAGAAGCCAUGAGUGACUGCAUGGAUACCUUGCAAGACUCUGUGGAAGAGCUCAAACAGUCUCUGAAAGCCAUGGGAGAGCUGAAAGGUAAGGAUGUGAAGCUUCACAUGAACGACAUACAAACAUGGGUGAGUUCUGCAUUGACAGACGAGAACACCUGCAUGAAUGGAUUCACAAACAAUGAAAUCAAAGAUGAAGGUGCUGAGAAUAAGGUGAGAAGCCAGGUUGUGAAGGUGGCUCAGCUUACAAGCAAUGCCUUGGCACUCAUCAAUGGCAUGGCUGGUGCUCAAUCCUCUGCUCCUUGAUCCUAUAUUUCUAUCUCUAUAGUUUCAAGCUGUUGUACUUGUACUGGUGAAGAAGUUUAUGAUAUAAAUGUUUGGUUCAGUGAGGAGAUAAGUUUGUGUUAUUCCUGUGUGACUUAUAUGUCUAUGUUAAAGAAUUAAUACAAGCAUAGUUUUAGCUGAA
Molecule: messenger RNA, 845 nt
Organism: Dioscorea cayenensis subsp. rotundata (Guinea yam)
Lineage: Eukaryota; Viridiplantae; Streptophyta; Magnoliopsida; Dioscoreales; Dioscoreaceae
Product: 21 kDa protein-like
Exons: 1
Coding region: 14-685 (223 amino acids)
Biological process (GO): negative regulation of catalytic activity
Molecular function (GO): enzyme inhibitor activity
Source: RefSeq, a predicted model, not a curated record